Molecule: messenger RNA, 1004 nt
Organism: Symbiodinium necroappetens
Lineage: Eukaryota; Dinophyceae; Suessiales; Symbiodiniaceae
Source: the annotation of a GenBank genome assembly
UUUUGGGCUACACCAUCGAACAGAACUUGACGCCCACGGUUCAGUGGCUGCGGGAUUUAGGGCUGAAGAAAGUCGAGAUUGCCAAGGUGAUUGCGCGCGUUCCCUCUUUUUUGGGCUGCAGCAUCGAACAGAACUUGACGCCCACGGUUCAGUGGCUGCGAGAUUUAGGGCUGACGAAAGUCGAGGUUGCCAAAGUGAUAGUCCGAUCUCCACAAGUUUUGGGGUACAGCAUCGAGCAGAACUUGACACCCACGGUGCAGUGGCUGCGAGAUUUAGGCCUGAAAAAAAUCGAGAUCGCCAAAGUGAUUGCACGCGUUCCCUCAGUUUUGGGCUACAGCAUCCGGCAGAACUUGACGCCCACGGUGCAGUGGCUGCGAGAGUUGGGGCUGACGAAAGUCGAGGUUGCCAAAGUGAUUGCACGCUCUCCCGCCGUUUUGGGGUACAGCAUCGAAGGCAACUUGAAGCCAAAGGUGCAGUGGCUGCAAGAUCUGGGGCUGACGAAGAUUGAGGUGCUCCAGGCAUGCGGCAAGCUUUCUCUGUUCGGGUCUGCGAUGAUGCUGACAGAAGCCCGUUUUGCCAAGAGAUACGAGGAUUGUGUAUACAUGGUCUUUGUACAAGGAGCCACAGAAUGCUGGCUUUGCCUCUCACGUGGGCAUGCUGCUUGCUGCUAUGGCAUAGGUUUGCCGAAGGUGCGACGACGUGCAAGUCGAAGCCGAACACCGGGCUUGAAUUACGAGCUUCUGCGACCUAGGCACGACCAUGUGGACUACCUCCCCGAUGCUCUCGCAACGGAGCUGCACAAGGUCAAGUUUCUGGCCUUCUUCCUGGUCUUCCUCUUGUGGGUUGGAGGCUGGGGAGCCCUGGACCAAGUCGUUACGCUGAUCAGCAAAGAUGACGAUGUGAAGAGCCUGGUUCUGUACUGCGUGGUGACGGCUUUUGGCUACGUCGGACUCCGCUGCCUCGCUCGGAAAUACCGCGGCUAUGCUCUUCUGGAUGAGCUGUGA